Erinaceus europaeus (western European hedgehog) is the source of this 5416-nucleotide messenger RNA. RefSeq names its product hornerin. The transcript has 4 exons. Gene Ontology annotation, molecular function: calcium ion binding; transition metal ion binding. NCBI's taxonomy places the organism in Eukaryota, Metazoa, Chordata, Mammalia, Eulipotyphla, Erinaceidae. Gene Ontology annotation, biological process: establishment of skin barrier. The record is from RefSeq and is a predicted model, not a curated record. Gene Ontology annotation, cellular component: cornified envelope; keratohyalin granule. The coding region runs from base 143 to 5416 and encodes 1757 amino acids.
AAUAAGAACAGCUCCUCCCUAAGAAGGAUCAUCGUCCCCAAUAUAAAGGCCCUCUGUGCCCAGUCGCAGCACCCUGGAAGCUGCUUCAGUCUACAUCCUACUUGUUCCUCUGGUGUUCUAGAUUAAUUACAUUUAUGAAAAAAUGCCUCACCUCCUACAAAGUAUUGUCACUGUCAUUGACAUUUUCUACCAGUACUCCAGCCAAGAUGGGAAGUGUGAUAUGUUGAAGAGGGGAGAAUUGAAAGAACUUAUACAAAAUGAGUUCCGUCAAAUUCUGAAGAAUCCAGAUGAUCCAGACACUGUAGAUAUCAUCAUGCAAAGCCUGGAUCGAGACCAUAAUAAGAAAGUGGAUUUUAUUGAGUAUCUUUUGAUGGUAUUCAAGCUGGCUCAAGCUUGUAAUAGAAUCAUCAGCAAAGAUUACUGCCAAGCUUCAGGGUCAACGCAGAAAGACCACAGAAACUGGCACCAAGAGGAACAAAGUGAAACAGAAGAGGAGGAACAAAGACAAGGGAGGUCUUCUACUCAUUCAAGUUGGAGUGCAGGAGAGAAUGAUUCCUAUUCUAGGAGUCCCAGGAGAAGUACUAAGCUCAGGUCUGGAUAUGGCUCAGGUCAGUUUCCUCAACAGAGAAGUCGUGAAUCAAGUGCAGGAUCUCAGUCAGAGAGCUAUGAAGAACAAGGAUACAAUUCAAGUUCAAGUGAGACAUCUGUUUAUGGAAAACAUAAGUCAAGCCAGUCCCCUAGUCAAAGAAGACAUGGAUCCUACUUGAGUGGUCAAUCAGGAUCUAACAGGCGACAAAAGCAUAAUUCUGAGUCAAGUCAAUCUUCAGGUUCUGGAGAAUAUGGGUCUGAAUCAGGCCAGUCAAUAAACCAAGGCAAAAGUAAAAAAUGUCCCUGUCAGUCCUCUUCUCAGGGAAAAUAUGGCAGCAGCUCUAGGCAACAGUCAGGAAGCUAUGAAUCAGGUUCAGGAAAACAUUCUAACCGUGGUCACCAAGAAUCUGUAUCUGAAGAACUUUCUAGCCAUGGACAAUAUGGUUCUGGCUCCAGUCAUACAUCCAGACAAAAACACCCUGAAUCAAACUCAGGGGGUCAGUCAUGUUGUGAAAGACAGAAACAUGGCUCUGGAUCAAGUCAAUCCUCUAAUAAUGGAAAAUAUGGAUUAGGCACUAGUCAGUCUUCUAGUCAGAAAUACCAUGAGACUAGUUCAGGGUCUGGUUUAGAAGAGUCAUCAAGCUAUGGAAAACAUGGAUCUGGGUCUGGUCUGUCUUUGGGCUAUGGUCAACAUGGGUCUGGCUCAUGUCAAUCUUCUGGUUGUGGCCAACAUGGCUCUGGCUCAGGUCAGUCCAGUGGCUCUGGACAGUAUGGAUCUAGAUUAGGCCAAUCUUCCAGCUAUAGUCAGCACAGCUCAAGUCAGUCUUCUAGUCAUAGACAUUAUAGAUCUGGCUCAGGUCAGUCUGGUGGCUCUGGGCAGUAUGGAUCAGGCUUUGGUCAUUCUACCAGCUAUGGUCAACAUGGCUCAAGCCAAUCUUCUACUCGUGGACAUCAUGGGUAUGGAUCAGGUCAAUCUUCUAGCCAUGGACAAUGUGGAUCUAGCUCAGGUCAAUCUUCUAAUUGUAGCCAACAUGGGUCUGGCUCUGGGCAGUAUGGAUCAGUCUCUGGUCAAUCUCCCAGCUAUGGUCAGCAGAGCUCAAGCCAUUCUUCUAGUCAUAGACAUCAUAGAUCUGGCUCAGGUCAAUCUAGUGGCUCUGGGAGGUAUGGAUAUGGCUCUGGUCAAUCUUCUGGCUAUAGUCAACAGAGUUCAAAUCAGUCUUCUAGUCAUAGACAUCAUGGAUAUGGCUCAGGUCAAUCUUCUAGCUGUGGACAACAUGGAUCUAGCUCUGGUCAGUCUUCUAGUUGUGGACAACAUGGGUCUGGCUCUAGGCAGUAUGGUUCAGGCUCUGGUCAAUCUUCCAGCUAUGGUCAGCAUGGUUCAAGUCAGUCUUCUACUCAUGGACAUCAUGGGUAUGGCUCAGGUCAAUCCUCUGGCUCUGGGCAAUAUGGAUCUGGCUCAGGUCAAUCUUCCAGCUAUGGUCAGCAAGGCUCAAGCCAGUCUUCUAGUCAUAGACAUCAUGGAUCUAGCUUAGGUCAGUCUUCUAGUGGUGGACAAUAUGGAUCUAGCUCUGGUCAGUCUUCUAGUUGGGGCCAACAUGAAUCUGGCUUAGGUCAGUCCUCUGGCUCUGGGCAGUAUGGAUCUGGCUCAGGUCAAUCUUCCAGCUAUGGUCAGCAAGGCUCAAGCCAGUCUUCUAGUCAUGGACGUCAUGGAUCUACCUCACAUCAGUCCUCCAGUUAUGGGCAACAUGAAUCUAGCUUAGGUCACUCUUCUAGCUAUGGUCAACAUGGAUCUGGCUCAGGCCAGUCCAGUGGCUCUGGGCAGUAUGGAUCUGGCUCUGGUCAACCUUCCAGCUAUGGUCAGCAGAGCUCAAGUCAUUCUUCUAGUCAUAGACAUCAUGGAUCUGGCUCAAGUCAACCUUCUAGCUGUGGACAACAUGGAUCUAGCUCAGGUCAGUCUUCUAGUUGUGGACAGCAUGGGUCUGGCUCAGGUCAGUACUCUGGCUCUGGGCAGUAUGGAUCAGGCUCUGGUCAGUCUUCCAGCUAUGGUCAGCAUGGUUCAAGCCAGUCUUCUACUCAUGAACAUCCUGUGUCUGGCUCAGGUCAAUCCUCUGGCUCUGGGCAAUAUGGAUCUGGCUCAGGUCAAUCUUCCAGCUAUGGUCAGCAAGGCUCAAGUCAGUCUUCUGGUCAUAGACAUCGUGGAUCUAGCUUAGGUCAGUCUUCUAGUGGUGGACAAUAUGGAUCUAGCUCUGGUCAGUCUUCUAGUUGGGGCCAACAUGAAUCUGGCUUAGGUCAGUCCUCUGGCUCUGGGCAGUAUGGAUCUGGCUCAGGUCAAUCUUCCAGCUAUGGUCAGCAAGGCUCAAGCCAGUCUUCUAGUCAUGGACGUCAUGGAUCUACCUCACAUCAGUCCUCCAGUUAUGGGCAACAUGAAUCUAGCUUAGGUCACUCUUCUAGCUAUGGUCAACAUGGAUCUGGCUCAGGCCAGUCCAGUGGCUCUGGGCAGUAUGGAUCUGGCUCUGGUCAACCUUCCAGCUAUGGUCAACAGAGCUCAAGUCAUUCUUCUAGUCAUAGACAUCAUGGAUCUGGCUCAAGUCAAUCUUCUAGCUGUGGACAACAUGGAUCUAGCUCAGGUCAAUCCUCUAGUUGUGGCCAUCAUGGGUCUGGCUCAGGUCAGUACUCUGGCUCUGGGCAGUAUGGAUCAGGCUCUGGUCAGUCUUCCAGCUAUGGUCAGCAUGGCUCAAGCCAGUCUUCUACUCAUGAACAUCCUGUGUCUGGCUCAGGUCAAUCCUCUGGCUCUGGGCAGUAUGAAUCUGGCUCAGGUCAAUCUUCCAGCUAUGGUCAGCAUGGCUCAAGCCAGUCAUCUAGUCAUAUACAUCAUGGGUCUAGCUUAGGUCAGUCUUCUAGCAGUGGACAAUAUGGAUCUAGCUCUGGUCAGUCUUCUAGUUGGGGCCAACAUGAAUCUGGCUUAGGUCAAUCCUCUGGCUCUGGGCAAUAUGGAUCAGGCUCUGGUCAGUCUUCCAGCUAUAGUCAGCAUGGCUCAAGCCAGUCUCCUACUCAUGGACUUCAUGGGUAUGGCUCAGGUCAGUCCUCUGGCUCUGGGCAGUAUGGAUCUGGCUCUGGUCAACCUUCCAGCUAUGGUCAACAGAGCUCAAGUCAUUCUUCUAGUCAUAGACAUCAUGGAUCUGGCUCAAGUCAAUCUUCUAGCUGUGGACAACAUGGAUCUAGCUCAGGUCAGUCUUCUAGUUGUGGACAGCAUGGGUCUGGCUCAGGUCAGUACUCUGGCUCUGGGCAGUAUGGAUCAGGCUCUGGUCAGUCUUCCAGCUAUGGUCAGCAUGGUUCAAGCCAGUCUUCUACUCAUGAACAUCCUGUGUCUGGCUCAGGUCAAUCCUCUGGCUCUGGGCAAUAUGGAUCUGGCUCAGGUCAAUCUUCCAGCUAUGGUCAGCAAGGCUCAAGUCAGUCUUCUGGUCAUAGACAUCGUGGAUCUAGCUUAGGUCAGUCUUCUAGUGGUGGACAAUAUGGAUCUAGCUCUGGUCAGUCUUCUAGUUGGGGCCAACAUGAAUCUGGCUUAGGUCAGUCCUCUGGCUCUGGGCAGUAUGGAUCUGGCUCAGGUCAAUCUUCCAGCUAUGGUCAGCAAGGCUCAAGCCAGUCUUCUAGUCAUGGACGUCAUGGAUCUACCUCACAUCAGUCCUCCAGUUAUGGGCAACAUGAAUCUAGCUUAGGUCACUCUUCUAGCUAUGGUCAACAUGGAUCUGGCUCAGGCCAGUCCAGUGGCUCUGGGCAGUAUGGAUCUGGCUCUGGUCAACCUUCCAGCUAUGGUCAGCAGAGCUCAAGUCAUUCUUCUAGUCAUAGACAUCAUGGAUCUGGCUCAAGUCAAUCUUCUAGCUGUGGACAACAUGGAUCUAGCUCACGUCAGUCCUCUAGUUGUGGCCAUCAUGGGUCUGGCUCAGGUCAAUCCAAUGGCUCUGGGCAAUAUGGAUCAGGCUCUAGUCAAUCUUCCAGGUAUGGUUAUCAGGGCUCAAGUCAGUCUUCUAGGUGUAGCCGUCCUAGGUCUGGCUCAGGUCAAUCUUCCAGCUUUGGACAACAAGGAUCCAGAGCAGGUCAGUCCUCUGGUUAUGGUCAGCAUGAGUCAGGAUCUGGUCAGUCUUCUAUGUAUGGACCAUAUGGAACUAGCUCUCAUCAGCCUUCCAGUUAUGGUCAGUGUGGCUCAACUCAGUCUUCUAAACAUAGCUAUCAUGGGUCUGGUUCAGGUCAAUCUUCUAGCUGUGGACAACAAGGGUCUGGAUCAGGUCAGUCAUCUGGAUCUGGACAGUAUGGGUCUGGCUCAUGUCAGUCAUGUGUCUCUGGUCAGUAUGGUUUUGGAUCAGGUCAGUCCUCUGGAUAUGGACAGUAUGGAUCUGGCUCUUGUCACUCACCUGGCUCUGGUCAAUAUAAUUCUGGGUCAUGUCACACAUCUAACUCUGGACAGUGUGGUUCUGGAUCUGGUCAGUAUUCUAGCUCUGAACAAUAUAGAUCUGGUUCAUGUCACUCAAGUAACUCUGGGUGUUGUGGGUCAGGAUAUGGUCAGUAUUCUGGCUAUGAGCAAUGUGGUUCUAGCUCACAAGAGUGUCGUUCUGGGUGUGAUUCUAACUAUGAGCAAGCCUCGGGUUGUGGCUUUGGACAGUCUGUAUCCAACAGUACCAAUACUUUGUUAAUUUGCAAAGAGGAUAAUAAGCAGCAUGACUAUUGUUAUCAGAAAGAAGGUAACUAUAGAGGAGAGAGUACCAACUCAAGAUCCCAUGGUUUCCUUAGCAGUACUCCACUCUAUGAGUAUUUUCAAGAGCAGAGAUACUAA